Athalia rosae (coleseed sawfly) is the source of this 2048-nucleotide messenger RNA. RefSeq lists its product as uncharacterized. The transcript has 6 exons. The coding region runs from base 277 to 1398 and encodes 373 amino acids. Gene Ontology annotation, biological process: sensory perception of smell; detection of chemical stimulus involved in sensory perception of smell. Lineage: Eukaryota; Metazoa; Arthropoda; Insecta; Hymenoptera; Athaliidae. Gene Ontology annotation, molecular function: odorant binding; olfactory receptor activity. The record is from RefSeq and is a predicted model, not a curated record. Gene Ontology annotation, cellular component: plasma membrane.
GGAAUUACUUGGACGGACGCGUGUAUUAUUUUCUGCCUUGAAUAAUCGACACCUUCGUACAGGUGAUAGUUACAGAAGUUUCUUCAACAAAACUCACUUUUUUGUCUCAAGUUUUCUACUAUUGCUUUACAACGGAGCUUAAAACGGCUCAUAAAACUGGGAAUUGGUCAGAAUCGUAUUGUAUGUUCUAGUUUCGAAUGGAGAACAGUUUAAUCAUCUUUUGCGCUCUAUUUGAAAGGAGUCGUACAUUAUUCAGAAGAAACUCGGUCGAGAAAAAUGCCGACAGCGCGGCGAUUUACGUUGAGAAAAGCCAUUACUGCAAUUAGGUUUGCAGUAACUCCGAUUGCUAGCUGGCCGUUGUCAGUCGAAACCAAAACCACAGUUUUCUUGAUGUAUAACACUUUUUGGUUUAUUAGUAUUAUUCAUUUAAUGGUAGCUGCAACCGCGUGGAUAUACACUAUUCAACUCAACAGAAACGACUUGGAGCGCAUAAUAAAAGUUUCCGGAGAACUGUUUGGUAUAGCAAGUGCGGUUCUAAAAAUGAUUAUUAGCAAAUCACAAACGUCACGACUUCAGAUCUUAUUAGCUGAGAUGGAAAUGUUUUUGAGAGACGCUACCUCCGACGAAUUGGAAUUGCUCCAGCUCUACGUCAACAAAUUAGUAACUUUUCAUGGUACUAUUUAUGUCGCAAGUUUUGUCGGGCCGAUGUGCUUUAUUGUUGAACCAGUGAUAUCGUCUCAGCCACUCCCGUUGACCGCAACUUACCCGUUCUCGAUCGAGCCAACUUGGAUUCAUGUGACUCUAUGGAUUUCACAGAUAAUUAUACUCUUCCAAGUUGGGAGUAUGCUUGUUCUCAACAUGAUGUACGCCAUGUUACUGUGGUACACUGGUGCUAGGUUCGAAAUGUUGUGUAUACAGUUUCAAAAUGCAAAAAAUGAGAAUGAUAUCAGGCGCUGCAUCCAAAAACAUCAAGAACUGCUGAACUAUUCCAGCAAGUUGAGGGCAUCUAUACGUAGAAUGGCUGUAAUAGUGUUCGGUCUUGCGAUAAUGGCGGCAACCAAUGGAGGCUUUAUUCUCACUCAACAUCCGCCAUGGUAUGUCUUAGCAAAGUACGCUCUCUUCGAGUUUGGAGCCGGAGUGCAAGUUUUUAUAUACGCCUGGCCAUCAGACAAUCUAAUGGGCAUGAGCUUGAAAGUGGGGUAUUCUGCGUACGCAAGUUCCUGGGUUGGUAAAACUCCAAAGAUGCAAAAAAAUAUACGCAUUGUUAUCCAGAGGUCGAACAUACCGCUGACAAUCUCCAUCACCGGUAUACUUCCCACUUUGUCGCUCGAACUUGCAGCCACAUGUGUAACGGCAUGUUUCUCGUACAUUACAACAUUACACGCCUUUGUUGGAUAGUGAAGACGACGGAACGCAGAAUACAACGCACUGCAACAUCAUGCUCGCCUUUUUCAUGGCUUCAGAGAACAUGUGAUUCGACUAAUUUUCACGUAGAUAUCUUUCAAAUUUAACAAUUGUACGAUCUGGUAACAUAUUUUUUAUCUUGGCACAAAUAAUUGAGAAUAGUCCCAACAUAUAAUGCAUCAACGGUAGUUAUUGUUAAAUGCUUCAAAGAGAGGUGACCAAAAAUUGGUUCAUUUCUUCUCUAAAAAUACUGAUAUCGAAACCAAAAGAACUCUGAAUGUUCGUGUCAAAGUCGUUGAUAAGAUCACGUGCAGUGUUUGUAAAAUCGAAUUACACUUGAAAUUUUCAUUGAAUCUGUGGACUACUGCUUUGGAGAAUCUUGUGAGCAAACGGAGAGAUUGAUUUAUCUUUAAGCAACAAUCCGACUUCUUCGAGCCGAUAAAAAGAAAUCGGAAUGAGGGUGACUGCAUCGUGACUUCCGAAUCUGCGGAAAACCACGCUUUAAUUUAUUAAAACAUUGCUCCUUGAUUUCACUAGAAUUAUCAUCAGGAUACUGUAGUUGGCAGCGGAGUGUACGCCUUCUUCAUAUCUAUUUUUUUCCUUUUUUACACACAUGUAAUCGCACCCAAGUGAAAUCAAGGUGG